Molecule: messenger RNA, 799 nt
Organism: Chara braunii
Lineage: Eukaryota; Viridiplantae; Streptophyta; Charophyceae; Charales; Characeae
Source: the annotation of a GenBank genome assembly
ACGCAGUGCCACGUCAGCAGUGCCCCGCCACCAUGACGGGCACAGCUCUGGGCAUGCCAGGCCAACUGGCCAACGAGUCCAUUGCCGACUACAAAAAGCGUUUCCAGGCUCAGCUCGCUGCAAUCGAGGCUGAGGAACAACGCCAACUGGCAGCCAAGGUUGCCCAGCUACAGGCUGAAGAAGCGGCAACAGCAGAGAAGCUGCGGCUACAGGCCGAAGCAGACGCAGAUACCCAGGCUCGCCGAAAGGAAGCCCAGGAUCUGCUGCUGCGGCACGAAGCCAACAGCAUCGACAAACUCAAGUACUGGCACUUUGAACCGAAUGGCGACGAGCCAACACCGGAAGAGCAGCAUAAGGAGUUAAUGGCCAAGCUCGUGGCCAGGCUGGUUUACACAUGUAACCACCUGCAGUCCGAGCUGGCAAACCUUCAGCGGGCUGUGCGGAACCAUAAGACUCAGCAUGAGGAUGCCACACGGGCACUGGACGCCCGUGUACUGGACUUGGAACAAGCUGUACCAGGACCAGUUCCUGGGGCUUCCAGCAGUGCAUCCUCUAGCCGCCAACUGGAAGAACGCGUUGACCACGUAGUGGCAAUGCUAGGAGACAUAAGUGCCUUCACAGAGCCGGCCACCAUCAGCCAGCGGUUCGAGUUGCUGGACACCAAGAUCAGUCAACAACAGCUCGGCGAGGCCAUACAAGAUGCCGACGUUCCGAAUCGAGAAAUUUGAUGACUACACACAUCAAGACCCGGUCGUCUGGUGGCAAGGAUUUACAAUGGAGUUGGGGAUCCACAAGGUCC